Molecule: messenger RNA, 4212 nt
Organism: Nematolebias whitei (Rio pearlfish)
Lineage: Eukaryota; Metazoa; Chordata; Actinopteri; Cyprinodontiformes; Rivulidae
Product: insulin receptor substrate 1-B
Exons: 4
Coding region: 193-3591 (1132 amino acids)
Biological process (GO): insulin receptor signaling pathway
Cellular component (GO): cytosol; plasma membrane
Molecular function (GO): phosphatidylinositol 3-kinase binding; insulin receptor binding
Source: RefSeq, a predicted model, not a curated record
CGCGCUCUGUGCACGGGCCCCCUCCCCCCCACCCCCGGCAGCUGCUGGAUCCACCAUGAUCCCAGACCCCUAAAAAAAAACAUGACGGUCGGGCUGAUUUCUCCCAUCCCGAGCUCUCGCGCACAUGCUCCUUGAUGCUUCGGCGAGGACGCAGGGGGUGGGAGGACGAUGGGAUGUAGCCGCCGCGGAUAAAUGAAGCCUGUUUUUGACCCCCCCUCCUCCCCGAGAUCCGAACCCGUUUCCAACACCGCCUUCUCGUGCGGCUCGGCCAUGGAGAACCCCGCGGCGGCCGAGCCGCAGAGCUACGAGGACGUCCAGAAGAGCGGGUACCUCCGCAAGCACAAAUCCAUGCACCGGCGCUUCUUCGUGCUGCGCGCGGCCUCGGAGCACGGUCCGGCUCGGCUCGAGUACUACGAGAACGAGAAGAAAUUCCGCAGCAAGUCGCCCGUGCCCAAGAAGGUCCUGAGCCUUGAGACGUGCUUCAACAUCAACAAGCGCGCGGACUCCAAGAACAAGCACAUGAUCGUCCUGUACACGCGCAGCGAGAGCUUCGCCGUGGCCGCGGACAGCGAGGAGGUCCAGAACGAGUGGUACCAAGCCAUGCUGGACCUCCAGUCCAACUGCAAAACUCCUGAAGAUAAUGGCAGCAGUGGAGAGUGCAGUUCUCCGUCUCCUAUCCCGACCUUUAAGGAAGUUUGGCAGGUCAAGGUUUGGCCUAAAGGCCUCGGCCAUGCCAGGAACUUAGUGGGCAUCUACCGGCUAUGUCUAACUGAUAAGACAGUCAACUUUGUCAAACUCAACUCUGAUGUGGCUGCUGUGGUGUUGCAGCUGAUGAACGUUCGCAGGUGUGGCCACUCGGAGAAUUUUUUCUUCAUUGAAGUGGGCCGCUCAGCAAUCACUGGCCCCGGAGAGUUCUGGAUGCAAGUAGACGACUCAGUGGUAGCGCAAAACAUGCAUGAGACCCUGCUGGAGGCCAUGAAGGCCUUAAGUGAGGAAUUUAGACAGCGCAGUAAGUCUCAGUCUGUGGGGACAUCGUGUGGUGGCGGUACAGCUUCAAAUCCCAUCAGUGUCCCAAGUCGGCGUCAUCACUCAAAUCUGCCUCCGAGUCAGGUGGGCUUCUCCAGGCGGGCACGGACUGAGACCCCGGGAACCGGAGGCAGCAGCACGAGCACAUCACCUACAUCACGCCAUGGCUUCCCAAGGGCACGAACGGCAAGCAUUGGAGCCAGGUCAGAGGAAGGAGGAGCAAGUGCCAGGGGGACGUGGGCCAGUUCCAGCCCAAGUCUAAAUGGAUCCUGCUCGACUACUCCAACAUUGAGACCCAAGCCAACCCGUGCUCCGACCCCCGCUAAGAUUACCCUGAGCCUUUCACGCUACACACCUAACCCUGCUCCCUCUCCUGCACCGACUAGUCUGUCAGGACAUCACACCCAUGGAGAGGGCUCCUCUAGCUACAUAGUGAUGGGGCAGCGGGAGGGUGUGUUUGGUUCCCAUCAUCACUCCAAAGGCAGGCGUAUUCUGCGGCGCUCAUCUAGUCGUGAAUCUGAGGCAGAGCGCAGGCUUUUAAGUAAGAGGGCUUCCCUGCCUCUGGCAUCCCAUGAAAGACUAACCCCACAUAGAAAAGAUGAAGAUGAGGAUGAUGAAGAAUAUGCCAUCAUGUCACGUAGUGCCAACAGGGAGAGGGCUGAUUCACGCCAUGGCUCAGGGAAUCCUUCAGUUAGGGGUGGGGAGCAGGAUGUAGUCGUAAAAAACAGGAAGAGGACUGACAAAAGCAAAGGUGAAAAAGAUGCAGGAGGGGCUCUGGACAGUGGUUACAUGUCAAUGUUGCCUGGAGUCACAUCUCCUCCUGUUUCACUCUCUCUGUCUAUAGGUAUGUACGAUACUGGUGCUAAACUUGGGGCAGAUGAUGAGUACAUGGCUAUGACCCCCAAUAGCAGCGUGUCCCCCCCUCAGCACAUGCGUCAGCCCAGCUCAGAGGGUUACAUGGUUAUGUCUCCCAACAGCAGUAGUUCCACAGACCUGCACAGACUGGGCAUGUGGGAGAGCAGGGCCAGUAUGGAGAGCCGAGCUGUCAGCGACUAUAUGAACAUCUCACCCAUCAGUAGCCACUCUGCCUGCAGCACGCCACCAUCCCAACCCGAGCAGCACCAACUUCAACCAAAAAUGUUCAACUCGUACUUCUCCCUGCCACGAGCCUAUCAGCAUACCCUCUACACUCGCUUUGAGGAUGACUUAGACAAAGGAGAAGAAAUAAAAGACAACAGUGGGCAUGAUGGCGCUGGAAGGGGAGGGAGAGUGGGCUACAGCAAGAGAAACAAAAUUGCAGUGGGCUCUGCAGGAGGCUGCCAACUCUCCAUGUCUUCCUCUUCUUUCUCCUCUAGUUCCGCCAGCAGUGAAAGCCUUGAAGACAAGUCUGUGUCAGCAGGGAGAGGGUUAAGUUUGUUAAGAACUGGAGCAGAAUGCAAGAGUGCUGAAAUAUGCACCAAAGAGGGACGUCACCACCAAAAACGUGGAUCAAGUAGUAAGAGCCCAAAGCAGCACAGGAGGGGGCGUCCCCUGAGCAUGUCUUCAGACAUCACAAAAGCAAAUACCCUACCCAGGGUGAAGGAGAACCUCCCCCCAUCAGUGUCUCAGAGUGUGGAUGAGUAUGUAAGCAUUGUCUUUAAGGAAGACAAUAAAUAUGAUGAGGGACGAUGUGCGGGCUCUCAGCAUCGACAACCGGUUAUCCACGCAACCUUACGGCCCUCAAAUCAACCACUCCUCUGUCAUGAUAAUCCUGCUAACCUUCCCCGCAGUUUCUCUGCACCACUUUCCACCUCUGCUGAGUAUGUCAACAUGGAUCUAGGGAAAUCCUCAACACCCCAGACUCAUGUUAGAUCCACAUUCAGCACCCUACAGGGCUCACCAGCUGUUGCCAGUAAGACCCGACAUGAACACAGCACAUCCUCUCCUCUGGCAGCGGAGUUAAAUGCAGGGUACCGAAUAAAAAUCAAGUUGCCAGCAGAUGUCCCCACUCCAUUUAUCGACAGCAAAGGAUCAGAUCCCAACAUUUCAGCAAGACCUGCCAUCCACCCUGGUCCACCCUUAUCUGUAGAGCAGGAAAUGAGUUUGAGUUCUUCCCCUGUAAAGUCCUUCCGGUCUCCUGACCGGGGUAGCAGACUGGUCCAAGGUGAUCAGCAGGGACACUUGAGCCACUGUUCAGAGACUUUUAACUCACCACCAUCUUUACCACGAUAUGCAUCGACUUCUACCUCCCUGUUCCCAGACGGCAGCCAGACAGUGAGCAAUCGGCAGGGUCUGGACUGCUCACUGUGGGAGAGCGGGCAGGCUGCUGGUUUGUCUGCCACACCUCCACCUCAAGCCCCCACCUUAUCCACUGAACAAGGCCUUAACUACAUAGACCUUGACUUAGCCAUGAAGGAGGACCCUCAAGCAGGAGUGGAGCACGCCUCUCCGGUCUACAGCUCCGGAGGAAGUGCUUUGGGGAGCAGUGCUGGCUCUGGACCCAACACUUACGCCAGUAUUGAUUUCUACAAGUCAGAGGAACUAAGAACAAACCAGAAAAGUAGAAAAGAUGGUCAAGACUGCUGAUCGUUGCCUCGGGUACGAGUGUGACGCCGGUGAGACGGGUUGACUCGUGAGCGACGUCCCGACCUGUUGGCACAACAGAACCCAACGCUGGAGUCUGAACACUGAAAGCCCUGAAGUCUCCUCCUCAUCCCGUCUGCUGAUUUCUGUCAACCAAAUGUGUGCCAAACAAACACACACACACACAAGACACAAAACUUAAGGAAAAGAUUUGGUUCGUGGACUUUGUUUAAAAAAAAAAAAAAUAGACAUUUGAUUUUUGUUUAACUUCGUACAGACGAGGCAUGACUUCACGGAGAUAUCGUGUUGAUUGCUGCUCCUCUCUGAAACGUCCUCAACACAUCUGUUUUAACACGACUUUCAGGGAAUGGCACAAAAGGCAAAAAAAAUAAAUAAAUAAAUCUGUGUAUCUUAGUUUAUCCUGCGAGUGAGCCAGUUUGUCAGCGUUUGGUGACUUAAGGCUGGAGAAGAAAAAAGGAAAUGGCAGCUGCUAUGUUGACACAAUCUCAGCAAAGUUUGGGGAUUUAAUUAGUGUUUUUAUUCUAGUAUUUAUUGCCUUUUAUGUCUCAUCCUCAUUUGUAUGCAAAUUAAAUGAUCAUCACAUGUCGUUUUGACUCAACUAAG